AUAUUACAAAAUCUACAUUUUACUUCCUAUAGAUCUGUAAACAGAAAGUUGAUCAGUAGGCUACUUAGUAGACGUUUUGAAGACAAUCUACAACAAUGAAGUGUUUAAAUGUACUGUGUGCUGGUACUUUGAUCCUGUUAAUGGCAGGGGGUUCAUAUGGGGCGACGACCACUGGGAAACAUACUACACAAGUUGCUCCAACGACGGAGGCACCUGCGACGACCCAGAAACACACGGUGGUGACGACCCAUCCCCCAGCAAAACAAACUACUGCUGGGACGAACUCUUCCACUAUGACACCAGAAGAAGAGUGUCAGUCAAAAAGCAGUGGAUGUCAUGCCUGUUUGAAUAUGACUCAAUGCUUGUGGUGCAAGUCCAAGAACACCUGUCUGUUAUACCCAACUGGCGACAUCCUCCCUCACGCCUCCCUUUGUCCGUUGGAAGAUGCUCGCUGGGGAGUGUGUUGGGUUAACUUCAAAGUGCUGAUCAUUGUGAUGGGGUGUAUUGGAGGCCUCAUAUUCUUAGUGAUCACCAUCUGCAUCUGUAAGUGCUGCUGCUGCAAGAAGAACAAUUCAGCCAGCUAUGCUAAAGAUGAGGCUAAAGAAGACAGAAGAAAGGCGGACCGUAAGGCCAAGAGUGAUGAAAGGAGAGCCGAUAGGAAGACCAAGACAGAUGAAAUCAGGAGAAAGUAUGGAAUUGGUUUCAAAGGUCUUAUCAAGGAGGACAACCCCUACUCAAGAUUUGAUGCUUAAACUCCCCGGAACUGACCAUAAAUCAAGUCCAGAUACAUGUGCCAUGCAGUCUAUUUUUGAUACAUUGUACUUGUACAUUAUACAAAAAGUAUAUGUGCAUCAGAUGGUCAAAGUGAAUUUAAUUUUCAACUUUUGAAUUUUGUGAAAGGUUUAAAGACGGAUUGAAAUUUGAAUUAGUCAAAAAGUUAUUAUGGUUUGUUCAUUACCAGUGAAAAAUAGGUAUUUUCUAUUAGGAAAGAUUCAAAACGGGAUAAAAUUUGUUCUCAGAUGUAGAAAGUGUAAUAUGAGAUACAUUGGAAGAGUAUAAUUAUGAAUUUCAGUUCACGAGAUAGAAAACAAAGUACCCUGAAUACGUUAACAAGGUACUGUGUAUUAGGAAAGUGUGUUUUCCGCUUUAAUGUAGGUGUUUCAGCUAUACAGUGUAACCUUUCUAAUCUGACACCCUGUACAAUACAACUGUAAGAUAAGACUUGAUAUAAAAAUACACACGUAUAUUUUAUAUAGUUUCAAUUAGAAAUGACAUAACAGCAUUAUCAGGGGAGGGAUUAGACAGGGGGUAGGGUAGACAGGGGACGGGGUAGGCAGGGGAUGGGGUAGACAGGGGACGGGGUAGACAGGUUCACAUGUGUAGGGUUUGAAUCUGUAAGCUUAGUGAUCAGUACAUAAGACGUCCAUGAUAUAUGUGUCUAUUUUUUGGCGAAAUAUUUUAAAUUCUUAAUCACACAUAAGAAGAUGAUAGAAAAAUUGUUGAUAUUAAAAAAUAUAAUGUAACUGUAUACAAAUUAUAUAAAAUUUCAAGACAGUUCCAUGUACAAACCUGUACAUGCAUUUGAAAACAGUGAUCCAUGGUGAUGUUUAGGCCUAGUUGGUUUAAUAACUGAUGUAUGUCAUACAGAGAUAUCAGUAUACAUGCUAAUGAACUUACAUGUGACAAAGAGAGCUCUAUGUUAUAUAAGUGUCAAGACUAACACUAUGAAUACACACAAGCCAAUGAGCUAUGGUUUAAAAGUCCAGACUAACAAUAUAUUUUAUAUAUAUAUAUAUAUAUAUAGGCC
Messenger RNA from Mizuhopecten yessoensis (Yesso scallop), 1807 nucleotides. RefSeq names its product pituitary tumor-transforming gene 1 protein-interacting protein-like. The transcript has 8 exons. Gene Ontology annotation, biological process: protein import into nucleus. Lineage: Eukaryota; Metazoa; Mollusca; Bivalvia; Pectinida; Pectinidae. Gene Ontology annotation, cellular component: nucleus; cytoplasm. The coding region runs from base 96 to 752 and encodes 218 amino acids. The record is from RefSeq and is a predicted model, not a curated record.